AUGGCAGAUUCAAAGGGCGGCGCCGGCGGGAUGGGCAUGAACAUGGUGACCACGGUGAUGGCCUUCUCGGUCAGCGCCUUCUUCGUGCUCUUCGUCUUCACCAGGCUGCUCUGCGCGCGCCUCCACCUAUCCAGGGCGGCCGCCGCCGCCGCCUCGUCGUCCAGGGCUACAACGUGUACGGUGUGUCUGGAGGUGUACGAGGCGAAGGACAUGGUGCGCGUGCUGCCCGCCUGCGGCCACGCCUUCCACGCGGCCUGCAUCGACGCCUGGCUGAGGCAGCACCCCACCUGCCCCGUCUGCCGCGCCUCCCUGCGCGCCAAGAACGGCACCCGCGCCACGCCGCUCGACUACAGCCUCCUCGUCGCCGGCGCCGCAGCGAGGGGCCCCGCGGCCGCGGCCGCGGCCACCGCCCAGCAGGUCCCCGCGUCCUCGUCCGACCUCGGCGCGUCACCGCAGGCAGUCGAACACCAGCACCAGACGGACGACAUGGGGGAUGAUGGCCUGCUGGAGAUCAUCUCCGAAGAGCCCGCCUCCUCGGGAGAGCCGAGCCCUGCAGCAGCAGCUGCUGCUGGUAUCCAUCCUCGCUGCGCCGACGCGGCGACGCAGAGCGAAGGCAGCGCCGGCGCGUCCGAACAUAUUGCUAGCUAG
Messenger RNA from Miscanthus lutarioriparius, 648 nucleotides. Lineage: Eukaryota; Viridiplantae; Streptophyta; Magnoliopsida; Poales; Poaceae. The record is from the annotation of a GenBank genome assembly.